AUGUAUGCCGUAGAGAAGAAAUUUGAAAUAGAAAUGAAGUUACGAAAGGAGAUUACAAACAUACAAGAGUUGAAGGCUGCAGCUCAGCGCGGCUCCUCCCUUGCGAAUGAUGUGUGCAAUGUCCUCGGUGCAUGUGAACAGCGGCUGCAGCAGCUGGAGACUGCUGUACUGCCUCUGUAUGGCGAUACUGCCAGGCUUCAACAUAUUCAUCAAAACAUGGAACGCACAGUCCGUUCUUUGGAGCAUGUGAUAAACUACUACAUGGUGUCCAGGGAGCUGGCAGACUUGAUACAGGCUGGACCCAACACAAGUACUACUGAAACACUUACUGUGUAUCUUGAAGCUCUCGACAAGUUAGCUGAUGCACAAGGAUAUUUCAACAAGAACAACCCUCAAAGUGUAGAACUCGAAAAUAUUAAUCAACUGUACAAUACUGGAGUAUCAAAGUUGGAGAACGCAUUUGAAGAGCUAUUGAGUCGUAACACUAGACCUCUUUCGCCAACUACACUUAUGGACAUGAUAGCAUUGGAAGAAGACUCAAGCGUGGACAGUGUGUCAGUGAGUGGUAGUGGCAGUACAUCUGCGACAGCGCUGGACAGCAUGCGCGCGGCGGCGGCCUGGCUCAGCGCCGCCGGCGUGCCCCCCGCCAACCAACUCCUGGCCAUUAGGGGCCCAGCUGCCAAGAGCUCGCUUGUAGCCUUCAGAGACUAUUUAAGAUCUAGGUCCAUGGCUGCCUCGCCGCUCAUGAGAGCCAAAAACCUGUUACAUCGAUCCGACAGCACACAAAGAAGGACAAGCAAACUACAGAAAGUUAUUGAGAAACGUGCAAACAAGAUAAUGAUGAAGGCAUCUCAGACUCUGGAGCAGUCCACCGGAUUCGCUAUAGGACCUAGGAAAUCUGUUUCUGAAGCUUACGCGGAAGAGAGCAGCGAGGCGCUGGAGGAGUGGGAGGCGGAGGUGGCGGGCAGCGUGGCUGCCGGCGUGACCCGCCUGGCGCGCCACGAGCAGCGACACGUGCUCGGCCUGCUGCCGCUGCCGCGCCUGCCCGCGCUGCUCGCCGCCACGCUGCACGACUGCUUCGCCAUACUCGCCGCCGACGUAGAGCGCGCGUGCAUGCGGUCCCGGCGCGCGGCGAGUAGAUGCGGGAGCGCGGCGGGGUGCUGGGCCGUGCUGGCGCGCCUGCAGCGCCUGCAGCCCGACCUGGAGCGCGCGCUGGCCCCCGCCGCGCCCGCGCCCUACACCGCCAUACUGCAGCACUGCCAGCAGAAUUGCUUGAAGUCGCUGGAGGAGUGGGUGGAGGGCGUCCGCGGAGACAGUUCUGCGGGCCCCGUGGACGGCACCGUGCACCAGCUGGCCGCCGCCGCGCUCGCGCACUGCCAGGCCCUCGCCGGACACAUCAACACCAUCGGUCCCGCACUCGCUACGGAGCCAUCUUACAACCGCGCUGUUAGCCAGCUGUCAGGAGUCCACGAUAGAAAUGCGGCCAUGUUGGCUGUAUACAUGCGUAAAGUACUGGCGCAACUGAACUUCGCCCUAAGGAACAAAAGUGAACAAUACCCAGAUGCACUGAAAGCUAUAUUUUUGCUGAAUAACACUUUAUAUUUACUACAGGGUCUUCAGAGAAGCGGCCUGCUUGAUGUGCUGAUGCUGGCUGAGCCAGACUGUGAAGUCAAUUACAGGGACAUGAUACAGGAACAUAAAAAUGCUUACCUGCAAAGUUGGAACAAACUUCUAGCUCACACAGUAUUAGACGAGCCUCUGCCUGCCAAGCUGCGUGACAAGGACAGGCAGAUACUCAAGGAUAAGUUUGCAUCUUUCAACCGUGAGUGGGAGGAGGUGUCUCGCGCACAGACUGGGUACAGCGUACCCGACGCGGAGCUUCGCGAGGCUCUCAAGCGGGACAACAAACAGGCAAUAUUGCCCAAGUACUCCGCCUUCUACGACGCUUACGCCGGGCUACCGUUCUCUAAGAACCCUGACAAAUACGUCAAGUACACACCUCUGCAGAUUUCCACACAAUUAGAUGGCUACUUCGAUGAAGCUGCUUAG
Messenger RNA from Spodoptera exigua (beet armyworm), 2049 nucleotides. The record is from the annotation of a GenBank genome assembly. NCBI's taxonomy places the organism in Eukaryota, Metazoa, Arthropoda, Insecta, Lepidoptera, Noctuidae.